AUGGUCGAGAUCGACGAACAGCCCUCCAAGCGCCGGCGACGCAGUCGGCGAGCUCCCUCCGAUCGCAAAUUCGAAUGCACACACGAGGGAUGUGGAAAGAGUUAUUCGCGCGCCGAACACUUGUACCGGCACCAGUUGAACCAUACCCCGAAACAGAUCUUUCGCUGUGAUUUCCCUAAUUGUUACCGCUCGUUCGUCCGUCAGGACUUGUGUAUUCGCCAUCGCGAACGCCAUACCACCCGCGGUUCGCAGUUGCAGAAGCGCGAUAGCUUCGCCCAUGACAGCCUCGAUGAAUCCCCGCACAAAUCUCUCAUCCCGGUCUCGUCGCCGUCUUCACCCUCCAUGACUACGGCUGAGUACCCCUUCAUGACGGAUCCUGCUGCUCCCAGCUCUAAAUCCCCAUCGAAUACGACGAAUAAUUUCUCCCUGCCUACCACCACUACCACCACCGCUACUACUACUACUACUACCGCCACCACCAUCGACACGGCUGGGGUCCCUGUGUCUGGCUACACGGAUUUCUCCGGCGCCAUCAGCCAACAGGACCCCAUGCUGGACUUUGACUCCAUGUCCAAUGCUUACCCGAUCUUCGGCGGCGAGACUUAUAACCGGUCACCGUUUGCAAUGGCGGAUGACUUUGCGGCAUGGCUGUUCAGUGAACCGCUCGCCCCGUUGGGCUACGGGAUGAUGCCUUUUGUACAGAAUCAGUUCUACAUGAAUGAGCCCUCGUACAAUAAUUUCUGUACCGUCAUCCCGCAACAUCCAAUGAGCGUGACGAGUAUUCUAGAUUCGACUUCCCUGCCGGCGAUUAUCUCGGAGGAAAAACGGCAAGACUUGCUGCAUCUUAUGGCAACUCGGUUUAAUGAGGCGGCGUACUCGGCGGAAGGGAAACGGAAGGAUGCGCUGAUGGAUGGGGAUUUGGAUAGUGAUCGGCAUGUCUUGAGUUUGCGCAUGAUGCAGACUUAUAUUGGAUCGUACUGGUAUCAUUUCCACACGCAGUUGCCGAUUCUACAUCAGCCUACCUUUGCGGCCGAUCGCACGCCGAAUUUGCUGCUCCUCGCGGUCAUGGCUAUUGGGGCUGCCACCCUGGACAAGGCGCAUGGGCAAGCUGCGACGGAGACUGCUGCAGAGCUGGCCGGUUUCAUCGCAUGGCAUCUGCGUUGGGAGAUUUUCAUGGAUGCCGAUUUCCGGCCACCCGCGCGGCUGUGGGUGUUUCAGGCGUUGCUUCUACUGGAGGUUUUUGAGAAAUCGUUCUCUACGCGGGCGCUGCAUGAGCGUGCGCAUAUCCACCACGACACGACGCUCACGCUGAUGCGCCGGGGCAGCUCGCUCAUCGGCCGGUCCUCCUUUGAUACACCUGAGUCUAGGGAAGAGGAUGAGUCGUGGACGCACUGGAUCAAGGCGGAAGCCACGCGCCGUGUCGCGUUUGCAGCAUUUGUUCUCGACUCGACGCAUGCGACCAUGUUCGGGCACUCGGCGAAGAUGGUCGCGCAUGAGCUACGCCUGCCAUUACCCUGUGAUGAAGCACUGUGGGCUGCUACGAGUGCCGCGGAAGUUGCCCGUGUCCAGUCCAGUCUGCAGUCACACGGCGUCCGACCGAUCAUGUUCCUGGAUGGACUCAAGCGUACGCUUAAUGGACAGCCGGUCCGGACGAAUACCUUUGGUCGGAUCAUCCUGAUGGCCGGACUGCUCAGUGUGAGCUGGCAUUUGAACCAGCGAGAUCUGCAAGUCAGCUCUCUGGGCGUUGGACAGACCCUAGGCGGCCGGGAUAAAUGGCGCACAGCCCUGCUCCGCUCGUACGAUAACUGGCGACGCGACUUUGACGAGGCACUGGGUCCGGCCCCGACCGCCGAGUCGGAGUCACGCGAUGUCCUCCAUGGCCUGGCGCAUAUGGCCUCGCAUGUGGACGUCGUGGAUUUGCAAAUCUUUGCGGGAGCUGGCCGGUUAAUGGGUCGGUCUAUUACUGCGCGCGAUUAUAGUACGGCCCGGGAAAAGACUGGUCGCUGGGCGACUAAGGCAUCUGCGCGCGACGCUACCUUUUACGCUCUCAAGUUUUUGAACGCGUGUUUCUCCGAUCCCGCUGUGGAGAGCGGGGAGUAUGUCGCCCGUGAUGAUUACCUGCUGAAUCGGCCGUGGGUGAUGUACUUUGCCGCGCUGGUGGUAUGGUGUUAUGGGUUUGCGUUGGAUGGACCCUUGCGACCGCCGCCGGCACUGGCGACGCAUGCUGAUCGCCGGCGGGAUAUGCAGGCUUUCUUGCAGCGAGUGGGUGGGGUGCAGGAGCCGAAUGAUCUGGAGGGGAUGAAGGGGCGGAAUGGGUGUUUGGGGAUGUUGAUGAUCAUGAGGGAUUCGUUUGCGAAUCCCAGGUGGGAGUUGUUGGGGGAAGCGGCGCGGCUGCUGGACAGUUGCAUUGCAAAGUUGCAGUCGUAG
Penicillium daleae is the source of this 2427-nucleotide messenger RNA. Its product is annotated as putative C2H2 finger domain protein. Gene Ontology annotation, cellular component: chromatin. The record is from RefSeq and is a predicted model, not a curated record. The coding region runs from base 1 to 2427 and encodes 808 amino acids. Lineage: Eukaryota; Fungi; Ascomycota; Eurotiomycetes; Eurotiales; Aspergillaceae. The transcript is spliced from 2 exons. Gene Ontology annotation, biological process: regulation of transcription by RNA polymerase II; DNA-templated transcription. Gene Ontology annotation, molecular function: DNA-binding transcription factor activity, RNA polymerase II-specific; RNA polymerase II cis-regulatory region sequence-specific DNA binding; zinc ion binding.